GGCCGCAAAGACGUUCUACGGCUCUGUUUGUCAGACCUGAAAUUCGAGAGAGAGGACCGAGCCGCCAUUUUCCGUGUGACGCUCUCCCUGAAACGGCAACGAGAAUAACGGAUUAACGGGGGAAUUGCAUAUAAACCUGACAACAAAAAUCAUCUUGGAAUAAGAGACGAACAAUUUGAGUAUAUUUGGAAAUAGAACCGGUGUGAAAAUCUACUAGAUUUGCACUGCAUCUCUAAUUACGGAGAGCAGGCUGACGCGGUUCCUGAACUAUUCGUUGUUUCGCCCAUUUCGUGAUUCCGGGAGCUAUACUGGCUUCAGAAUUAGAGCGCACUCUUCGGAUUUUGUGAAUAGGCGGUGUUGCAACAAAUGAUUUUUUCUAUUUUAAUGCACCUUGAUCGCACACACGAUUUCCUAUCCGCGGCGGGGAUUUAAUUCUACAAUUUCCCCGGACUUGGGUUCUCAUCACGUGGUGUUCCCUCUCCCAGGCGUCAGGAGGAGCAGCAGUGGGCUGGUGUGGUGGAGCUGGCCUCAGGCCCGGGCGAGGCCCCCUGCUGGCCGGCCCCCUCCCCGCGCUGCAUGGCUGCCAUGGCGCCAGCUCUGACCGACGCGCCCAACGAAGCAGCCCACCGCAUCCGCUUCAAACUGGCACAGCCCUCCUCCGCCCUCUCCCCCAGCGCCACGGAGACCAGCCAGGACUCAGACAACAUCAGCCCCCGAGGGGCAGGGCGGGGCCGGAGGGCGGAGGAAGCAGGGAGGGGCGUAGGGAAACUGCAGCCAUUGGUGGCCUCCUACCUCUGCUCUGAUGUCACACCUGUGCCGUCGUCCAAGUUGCAGGCCCUGUUGCCUAGCCUGCUGCCUGCCCCUGGACCCCCCAGGAGAUCCCUACACACCCCGGCCCAGCCCCCCCUCAACGGCCAGGCCAAGAAGCAGGGCAGGAACCUCGGCCCCACCCUGAACGGAGACUCCUCCCCCCUCCCCCCCCAGACCACCACAGCCUCUACAGAGCACGCUCCCGUCGGAGGAGGGGCGGAGCCCCAGACUGGAGGGUCCUCCGAUCCAGCGCCUUGUCGUAAGCGGCGGUCUCCCCUGGCGACCGCCGGCACGCCCUCCGGCUGCCCGCACAGCGAGCCUUCGGACCGACCUCCGUCGCUAACCCAGGACUACUCCUCCCCUGCUCCCACCGUGGCAGGGCAGGAAGGUGACGGCAACAACCUGGGGGCUGGAGGAGGCACGGAGACCCCUUUCCAGCUGGUUGCCGGGGGCCUGGUGACCAGCCAGGACGGCCUGGGCGCCGGGGAGGUGGACGUGGGGCCGGGGGGGCUGGUCCAGGGGUCUGCAUGGCUGCAGGAGCGAGCCCAGCAGAGCCAGGGCCGGCAGGGGGAGAUGUCCGGCCGACUGAGGCACCUGAGGAGACGCCUGCAGGUGGUGCAGGCCAAGCAGGUGGAGCGACACCUCCAGCAGCAGCUCGACGGCCUAUUGGAGCACACCGUGGGAAGGGGUGGAGCCCGGGGGAGGGGCCAAGAGGAUAGGGACGGGAUUGGACGGCUGCUGAAGCAGGGUUCCACGCCGUUGGAGCUGGAGCGGCUGUACGUGAGCGGGAGCGCGGUGCUGCGCGGCGUGGAGGCGGGGUUUGACUCGGACGCCACGGCGAGCAGCUCAGGGGGGGAGACGGACGCGGAGGAGGACGAGGCGGGCAGGGCAGAGCUGGACCAGCGCCACGUGUCACUGUGGCGCCGUGCAGAGGGCCGCUACGCUCUGGAGAGAGCCUCCAUCACCAGCCACUGGAGCUGGCUGCAGGCCCACGUGUCCGACCUGGAGUACCGCAUCAGACAGCACACGGACAUCUACCGCCAGCUACGUCUCAGCAAGGGCUCCAUCUUGCUGGGGGACCCCACGCUCUCCGACUCAUUGGCUGAGGAUGGGGAGGUGAAGGCGGAGCCUGCUGUUUUCCAGGUUACACAGGAGCGCGGCUUGGACGCAGGGACGGGCAGUUCCGGCUCAGUCUCCAUGGAAACGGGCCCGAGGAAAGGGUGUGUGUCCGGGAGGCAGGUCAACGGUGUCAUCAACAGCCUUCAUUCUUCCUCUGCUCAGCUGGAGGAUCAGCGAGGCCAGACACAGCUCCCCCUGCAGGAGCAGGGCAGUACUGCGGCCCGCACACGCCCUCUCCUCAGCUUCAAAAGACGACGCCUCAUCAGACCCUCCAGCCUCAACAACCUCCACCGCAAGGUGCAGAGUCAGGGUGUGUGUUGGUGUGUGUGUGAGCUCAACCCUCAGUGUGUGACCUGUGGCGGCCGUCCCUCCGCCUCCCCCUCCUCUGGGCCGGAGAGCCUGUAUGAUCGCCCCCUGCUGGAGAGACUGGCUCAGUUGGACCCCAGCCUGCACCCUAUCCUCUCUCUCUCAGACGAUGUGGCCAUGGGUCUUCACCUACAGAGGCUGCUAAAGUCGGAGUGGAACAGCCGUCCUCUGAACAAGAUGAAGCCCCUGAAGAAGCUGUCUCUGAAACACAGACUCUCCUCCUCCACCUCCUCCUUCUCCUCCACCUCCUCCUUCUCUAAGAACAGACACAAGACCAGCUCCCUGCUCUCCUCUGGUCGUGGCCCCCACUCCAGGGUCCGGUCAGACAAGCUACACAGGCAGCAGCUGCACAGCCUCCAGGGCUCCUCGCUGCAGCCCCACUACCGGGGAGAACGCAGCCACGCCCACAGCACAGACAAGCCCCACCCACGCAAGAGGCCUCGCCCCGAGCUCUCUCUGGACAGGAUGGACUCUCUGUCUAAGCUGUAUAUGGACUCAGGCAGCCCGUACCCAUCUCUGCCCGGCCUCCACACCUCCUCCCACGCGCCCCCCCACACACUCAGCCCCCUACUGACCCACGCCGCCCCCCAGGCCUACAGUCCGCUGGCCCGGCAGCUGGCCUCCCCCUUCGAGGCCCCCGGCCCCUUCUCUCUCAGCUGCUCCCUGCAACAGCAGCCCACCCGCCGUCGCCGUGGCGAGAGCUCGUUUGACAUCAACAACAUUGUCAUCCCCAUGUCUGUGGCUGCAACCACACGGGUGGAGAAGCUGCAGUACAAGGAGAUCAUCACCCCCAGUUGGCGUGAGGUGGACGUGUGCUCCAGACCCCCUGCGGAGAGGCUGGAGGAGCGGGAGGUGGAGGUGGAGGUGGAGGAGGAGGAGGAGGAGGGGGUAGAGGUGGAAGACCUGUCUGACCAGGUGUUCUCCAGGCUUCACCAGCCCUGUGAGGACCAGGAGAGGACCAGAUACCGCUGGGCCGCUGUCUCCUCCAGCACCAACACCAACACCAGCACAGUGGCCAAGCGGAGGGGCAGCAGGUCCUACAAGUCGGUGGACGGCCGCACCACCCCCCUGCUGUGUUGCACCACCCCCUCCACCCCACAGCCCUCCUCCCCUGACUCCUCCCACUUCCAGGCACUCCAGGACUAUGGCUCCUCCCCCUGCUCCCCGGCCAGCCCAGACAUGGCGUUCACCCCCUACCCCCUUGGGGCCAGGGACCCCCAGCGGCUGGUCUCCAGCGACGACACGCGCUGCUCCACGCCCGACACCUCCUACGAGGACCAGGUGCUCCUACCGGUGUUGCCGUGGGAACGGCGUUCCUUCCCCCUGGACGGCGAGCCGGAGCGGGAGCCAGAGGAGGAGGCAGAGCGCCCCUACCGGAGCCUGCGUCGCCCCUCCACCUGCCGCACCCCUUCCCCCCUCCCCUCCCCGCUCCCCCCGCCUGACCAAGCCAGCAGCAAGAAACCCUCCACAGGCCACGCUCACAGACACGCCCCGCAAUGAAGCCUGUAGUCCCCUCCAUCCUCAGAGAGCAACCACCACCACCACCUCCUCCACCACCUCCACCGUGAAGGUCCACCGUGGGAGGAGAGAUGACGGCUCCUGUUUGCUAUUCAGACAGCGUUCCCCUUCUUCCCAGUCAUGGUGAGAGCCUAGAUCCAUCAGGAGAGGGACAGGGUGGAGAGAUGGAACCGGAAGACCAACAGAUGGAAGGUGCAGACGAGAAGAUCAGACCUCCUUCCUCCAUGACGAGGUUAGACCGGCGUGGGCGGGGUUUGGUAGGCGCAGCUUGCUAUUGGUGGAGACGUAACCAGGAUGCUCCAGGGCUCCUCCCUCCUCAUCAUGUGAUGUCUUUCAGACAACUCAGUAGCUAACAUGACCCCCCUCUCCCACACCCUCCUCCAACACCCCCCCCGGCCCCCCCACACACCCUCCUCCUCCUUCAACACCCCCCCCCCACACACACACACCCUCCUCCUUCAACACCCCACACACACACACCCUUCCCCGAUGCUCGACCUGGCACCGCUGGUCACAGUCCUUCAGCUGUCAAACGUCUGUCUGUCUCCUGUCUGUCUCCCUCCCUGCUCUCCAGCCAUACUCCCUCAGUCUGUCUGUCUCUCUUCUGUCUGUCUCCUGUGUGUCGGUCUCUCUUUCACUCUCCUCUCUUUUAAUCUCCUACAGUCAUGGUUUCACCCCCAGCCUUGCCCAAGCAGCACAUUUUUCUCCUUUUCUUUUCUCCUUACCUCAUCCCACUUCCCUCUCUCCCCUCCUCCCUACCUCUCCUCUCCCCUCCUCCCUACCACCCCUCUCUCCUCUGCCCUACCUCCCCUCUCUCCUCUCCCCUCUUUGUCAGUGUGUUACCAUAGUGAGUCAUCUGGCACCAUGUUUUGUUGCGUGAGUUAUUUUCAUACUUUAGAGUUUCCACUGUGCUGAAGGUGGCUGCUUCUGCUAUAUCACCUAGCAUGUAAUAGUUUGUACAAAAGAAUAUUAUAUUUUGUAAAUACUUUUGUUUUGAUUUCUUAACUGUGUUUGGUGUUCAGGUUCUUAGCGACCCUGGCUGCAUAGAAACGAGACACAUACAGGAUAUUAAACACUUUCUUUUCCUUAAGCGAAAGCAGAUACAAACUGUUUAUUUCUGGAUGGUUGUGGAGUUCGACAGACAUCGUUUGUGCUUCUCUGAAUAAAAGUGGAUUAUAUUGUA
Molecule: messenger RNA, 4996 nt
Organism: Osmerus eperlanus (European smelt)
Lineage: Eukaryota; Metazoa; Chordata; Actinopteri; Osmeriformes; Osmeridae
Gene: kansl1b
Product: KAT8 regulatory NSL complex subunit 1b
Exons: 14
Coding region: 577-3795 (1072 amino acids)
Cellular component (GO): NSL complex
Molecular function (GO): histone acetyltransferase binding
Source: RefSeq, a predicted model, not a curated record